This is a messenger RNA of Acanthochromis polyacanthus (spiny chromis), 2859 nucleotides long. RefSeq names its product electron transfer flavoprotein dehydrogenase (gene etfdh). Gene Ontology annotation, biological process: electron transport chain. Gene Ontology annotation, molecular function: electron-transferring-flavoprotein dehydrogenase activity; iron-sulfur cluster binding. The record is from RefSeq and is a predicted model, not a curated record. The transcript is spliced from 13 exons. Lineage: Eukaryota; Metazoa; Chordata; Actinopteri; Pomacentridae. Gene Ontology annotation, cellular component: mitochondrial inner membrane. The coding region runs from base 225 to 2093 and encodes 622 amino acids.
CCCGAGUAAACGGAAACGCCGCCGCAGCGCAACUAUUGAGGCUCCGCAACGUGUGUGUUAUGAGACGUAUUUUGUAAGGUGUCUCGGCUCAGCGUUUGUUUGCUGACCGGGAGGGUUACACAAGCCGUGCACAGUCAACGAAGUGAGCACACAAGAGGCCCACUUCGGCUCAUUUUGACACAAACGCCGCUGUCUGCUAGUGGCUUUGCACUAGCGGACACAGAAUGUUCCCAGCUAGCAGAUACUCAUGUCAAGCCCACAGAUGUAUUAGGGCCUUGAAAACGGUACCGACAGAACAUACCGCCCCUCAGCUGUACACAACACUACACAGAAGGACAUGCUCUUCAGUGACAACACCCCGCAUCACUACACACUACACCAUCCAUCCUCGAGAUAAAGAUCCAAGAUGGGAAGGUGUCGAAAUGGAAAGGUUUGCCGACGAGGCAGAUGUGGUGAUCGUAGGUGGAGGCCCAGCCGGUCUGUCGGCAGCCAUUCGACUGAAGCAACUAGCCAACGAGCAUGAGAAAGAGUUGAGAGUGUGCCUUGUGGAGAAGGCCUCCCAGAUUGGAGCUCACACUCUGUCAGGGGCCUGUCUGGAGCCCAGUGCCAUUAGUGAGCUCUUUCCUGACUGGAAGGAACGAGGGGCACCUCUGCAUACCCCAGUGACUGAAGAUGUGUUCAGUAUUUUAACAGAGAAACACAGAAUUCCUGUCCCCAUGUUGCCAGGCCUGCCCAUGGUGAACCAUGGAAACUACAUUGUAAGGCUGGGGAACUUUGUGCGCUGGCUGGGUGAGCAGGCAGAGGAGCUUGGAGUGGAACUAUAUCCUGGUUAUGCUGCAGCAGAGGUUUUAUUUCAUGAAGAUGGAAGUGUGAAAGGAAUUGCCACCAAUGAUGUAGGCAUCGCCAAGGAUGGUUCACCAAAGGAUGUUUUUGAGAGGGGAAUGGAACUCCAUGCUAAAGUCACGUUGUUUGGAGAGGGUUGUCAUGGCCACUUGGCUAAGCAGCUUUACAAGAAAUUCAACCUGCGUGAGAAUUGUGAACCGCAGACCUAUGCCAUCGGCCUAAAGGAGGUAUGGAUGAUUGAUGAGAAGAAGUGGAGGCCAGGCAGAGUGGAGCAUUCUGUGGGUUGGCCACUGAACAGACACACAUAUGGAGGAUCUUUUCUGUAUCACCUGAAUGAAGGAGAGCCUCUAGUCGCCUUGGGCUUUGUGAUUGGUCUAGACUACUCCAACCCUUACUUGAGCCCCUUCAGAGAGUUCCAGCGAUGGAAACACCACCCUUUUGUAGCUCGCACACUAGAGGGAGGCAACAGAAUUUCUUAUGGAGCCAGGGCCCUAAAUGAGGGAGGAAUACAGUCCCUCCCAAAGCUAACUUUCCCUGGAGGGCUGCUGAUUGGCUGCAGCCCUGGUUUCAUGAACGUCCCAAAGAUCAAAGGCACCCACACAGCUAUGAAGAGUGGCAUGUUGGCUGCAGAGGCCAUUUUCCCUAAAGUCACAGCAGAGAGCCUGGAUUCAGAGACUGCAGGACUCCAUGUACCUGAGUAUGCCGAGGCAUUAAAGAAUUCCUGGGUGUGGAAGGAGCUGUACGCAGUGAGAAACAUCAGGCCGUCCUUCCAUAAUUACUUUGGUCUGUAUGGUGGCAUGGUCUACACCGGGAUUUUCUACUGGAUUUUGAGAGGAAAAGAACCUUGGACACUCAAACACUGUGGCUUGGACGCAAACCAGCUGAAACCAGCUAAAGAUUGUACACCAAUUGAUUAUCCCAAGCCCGACGGUAAGAUAAGCUUCGACCUGCUCUCCUCUGUGGCUCUGAGUGGCACCAAUCACGAGGGAGACCAGCCCGCCCACUUGACCUUAAAGGACGACAGCGUCCCGGUCGCCAGGAACUUGGCCAUUUAUGAUGGGCCUGAGCAACGCUUCUGCCCUGCAGGUGUGUACGAGUACGUUCCCCUAGAAACUGGAGAUGGGAUGAGAUUGCAGAUAAACGCUCAGAACUGUGUCCACUGUAAGACCUGCGACAUCAAGGACCCGAGCCAAAACAUCAACUGGGUAGUGCCUGAGGGCGGCGGAGGACCAGCCUACAAUGGCAUGUGAAUGUGUUGAGGUUUUUUGUUUUUUUUCUACCUUUUGCCUUGAAAGAUAAUUAAUGUAAGUCACACUGAGGAUUACAGUAGUUGCCAGUGUAUGGCAAAUGUGCCUAUGUAUCAGACUUAAAGUACAGUGUAGCUGUUUUAGGGUGCAGAAAAUCUGCAAGAACAAUAAUUAAAAAUGAAACUGCAUUUUGUCCUAGACCAGGGAUGUCAAACUCAUUCCACAAAGGGCCGGUGUGGCUGCAGGUUUUUGUUCCAACUAAACAGCAUCACACCAGACCUGACUCAUUUAAUCAACCGAUCUCAGUCUCCAGACAGGUGAUUGGUCAGACUGUGUGCUCUAGGCUACAGCAUUUAGUUCCAACAUAUCUACAGGUCUGGUGUGAUGCUGCUUAGUUGGAACAAAAACCUGCAGCCACACCGGCCCUUUGUGGAAUGAGUUUGACAUCCCUGUCCUAGACGUUAAUUCUGAUGUUGUACAGUGUGGUAUGAAGCUUAAGAGUUUUGAAACCCAUGCAGAAUACAGGACCAUGUCGAACUGAAGACAUCGCUGCAGUAUGGGCAUUUAAAUACUUUAAAGUUGCUCGUGUUUUAAUGGUUAAGACAUUUUUGACUUACUUUGUUAAUAUAUUUGCUUCUAAAUCUUCAAAUUGAACAAGUUCUUAAAUUACAGUUUAUUUCCGCGUUGCUGAUGGGAUAUGUUGACGGCAUUUAUUCCACACAGUAUUAUAUAUAUGAUAAUGCCACAGCAAUAAAGAACGAACACUUGA